AUGAGUGGCCAAGCAGCAAACUACUAUAACCCUAACCAGGGCUUUGACGAUGGGCAAGCUUCCUAUGCAAACAACACGAAUAGCAAGUAUACCCAGGGCCAUGACGAUCGCAAUGGCAAUUAUCAGCAGCCAAGCAACUUCCAGCCACCUGUAAACUAUCAACAGCCUGCGAACUAUCAACAGCCUGCAAACUAUCAACAGCCCGGCCCUGAGCAAAAGCCGCCGCCAACCUAUCCCGAUAACCCUCCGCCAUACACUACAUUUGACGAUGCCUUUAAAAUCGAGAAGCCCAAGUAUAACGACAUCUGGGCAGGUCUGCUGUUGAUCGCUGUUUUCUUGGGCUAUGUAGCACUCUCGGGUGUCACCAUUCACAAGUAUGCCACGAACAAAGGAUUCAGCGGAGGCGGAAUCUAUGACUCGUCCAACGACUUCUCCCUCAACACUAAUACACUGGUGCUGUUCAUUUUUGUCCUGUGUGUAGCUCUCGCCUUCUCCUGGGCCUAUUUCCUAGGCGCGCGGUAUUUUACCAAGACAUUUAUCUGGGCGACGGGUAUUUUGAACAUCGUUUUUGCCCUGGCGACCGGCAUUUACUACAUUGCGCGCAAAGAAUAUGGAGGCGGCAUUGUAUUCCUACUAUUCGGAGUCUUCGCCAUCAUCUGUUUUAUCAGCUGGAUUCCGCGCAUCCCAUUUACGGCUUUCAUGCUGCAGACUACUAUGGAUGUUGCCCGUGGCUACGGUCAUGUCUUCCUCGUCAGCGCUCUUGGCGGAAUUGUCACUGUAGCUUUCGCAGCUUGGUUCUCCGUCACCCUGGUCUCGAUCUAUGUGGCUUACGAGCCUGACUCGACAGGUACCAAUCCCUCAUGCCAAAAUGGCGGCUGUAGUACCGCCAAGGUCAUUGGAUUGACCGUGUAUGCGACUUUCGCCAUGUACUGGUUUAGUGAGUGGAUUAAGAACACCGUGCACACAACUAUUGCUGGCGUGUAUGGGUCGUGGUAUUUUUGGAGCAAGUCCGCCGGUGGGAUGCCCAAGGGCUCGACCCGUGGCGCGUUCCGACGAGCCACUACGUAUUCAUUCGGAAGUAUCAGCUUUGGCAGUUUGAUCAUUGCGAUUAUCAACAUGCUUCGCCAGGCUUGCUCAGUCGCACAGCGGCAAGAAGCGGCGCAGGGCAACCUGGUUGGAAGCAUCUUUAUUUGGAUCCUGGGUUGCUUCAUCUCGCUCCUUGACUGGCUUGUUACGCUUUUCAAUCGAUAUGCCUUCUGCCACAUUGCUUUGUAUGGCAAGGCCUACAUUCCUGCGGCCAAGGACACAUGGAAGAUGAUGCGAGACCGCGGCAUUGACGCUUUAGUACAAGACUGCCUGAUGGGCCCGGUUCUGACCAUGGGCUCUGUUUUUGUCUCCUACGUCUGUGCGCUGCUGGCCUAUCUCUAUCUGCAGUUCACCAAGCCGGCUUACAACUCGAAUGGAGAAUUUACUCCGGUAAUCAUGGCCUUUUCUUUUGUUAUUGGUCUACAAGUCUGCCAGGUUUUCAUGACACCUAUUGGCAGCGGUGUGGAAACUAUCUUCGUCGCUAUGGGUUGGGAUCCUCAAGUUAUGAUCAAUGAUCACCCAGAAAUAUACUACAAGCUGGUUCAGCUGUACCCGCGCGUGCAAGAGGCCAUUCACGCUUGA
This is a messenger RNA of Penicillium macrosclerotiorum, 1668 nucleotides long. Its product is annotated as choline transporter-like family protein. Gene Ontology annotation, molecular function: transmembrane transporter activity. The record is from RefSeq and is a predicted model, not a curated record. Gene Ontology annotation, cellular component: plasma membrane. Gene Ontology annotation, biological process: transmembrane transport. Lineage: Eukaryota; Fungi; Ascomycota; Eurotiomycetes; Eurotiales; Aspergillaceae. Bases 1 to 1668 code for a protein of 555 amino acids. The transcript is spliced from 2 exons.